UGCCGAGGACGAGCGCUGCCGAGGCCCCCGCCGGGUCCUGUCUGUGCAGUUGGGCGCCCGCUGCGGUGGGCAUCGUCCUUCUCCCAGCCGGGCCCGACGGAGAGUGAUCCCAGCGAGGGACAGAUCUUCCUCAGCGAGAGCUGCGUGAAGAGAUUGCUGGAGAUCACAGAAGGUGCAGAGUUUCUCAGGCUGCAGGUGGAAGGAGGUGGCUGCUCUGGGUUCCAAUACAAGUUUUCCUUGGACACAGUAAUCAAUCCUGAUGACAGGGUGUUUGAACAAGGUGGUGCCCGUGUGGUUGUAGAUGUGGACAGCCUGGCCUUCGUGAAAGGUUCCAUGGUGGACUUCAGUCAGGAGCUGAUUCGCAGCUCUUUCCAGGUGGUGAGCAACCCACAGGCAGAGAAGGGUUGCUCAUGUGGGACUUCAUUCUCUGUCAAAUUCUGACUGGACUUCCCACGGAUGGACACUGUCUGCAGACACCUCCUGACAAUCUUCAGAGAGUUGUUACUUGUUCUUUCUCCAGCUGCUCCCUCUCAUCUCCCUCACCUCAUAACACAGCUGUUACACAUUACUCCAGCUAUGUGACUGCACUGAGCCUAUCUCCAA
Molecule: messenger RNA, 603 nt
Organism: Mesitornis unicolor (brown roatelo)
Lineage: Eukaryota; Metazoa; Chordata; Aves; Mesitornithiformes; Mesitornithidae
Gene: ISCA2
Product: iron-sulfur cluster assembly 2
Exons: 3
Biological process (GO): iron-sulfur cluster assembly
Cellular component (GO): mitochondrion
Molecular function (GO): iron ion binding; 4 iron, 4 sulfur cluster binding; 2 iron, 2 sulfur cluster binding
Source: RefSeq, a predicted model, not a curated record